Molecule: messenger RNA, 1209 nt
Organism: Aspergillus neoniger CBS 115656
Lineage: Eukaryota; Fungi; Ascomycota; Eurotiomycetes; Eurotiales; Aspergillaceae
Exons: 2
Coding region: 1-1209 (402 amino acids)
Source: RefSeq, a predicted model, not a curated record
AUGGCGUCAGGAGUGAACCCAGUGUUCCCUGCACCUUCUAGUGUCACAUCCACCUCUCGGUCUCGAUCCUCAAGCCCGCAGAAGUUGGGCGAAUCCACCUACCGCUCGCGAACACUAUUCCGUGCAGGUAUUUACGUUGAUGUUGUGAACGUGCCUGAAGAAGUACAAGACCGAAUCAAUACCGCUCUUGGAACCCGCACCGCGGAUACUGUCACCCUCUCAGAUUUAGCAUCAAAGCUUCAACAGAAAUCUCUAAAACUCACCGCCGCUCAGGCCGGUGAAGCUGAUUGGACCUCGCUCUUGCAUGAUAUCAUGGAACAGUUGAUGCCCUCAGAUCUACUACUCGCACAAAACAGAGAUUGGCAACCUGACCUAAAACCAAAAGUCCACCAACCGUCUUUCCCCCUGCCUUCUGUGCCCAGAAAGCGGCUAUGCGAUCAAGGCGGAGGUCAAGAAUUAGGGUGUUCCCAAAGCAAUAUGCCUUCGGAUCCCAAUCCCCCAGACCCCGCAGCCCAGACUGUCCGAAAUGGAGGGCAAGGUGAAUUGCAGCUCGACGUUGUUCCUGAAUCGAGUCCGAACAGAUUGGCUCCAGCUUCGAAAACAGCAUCCGGGCAAGCACCCAUGACACCAUUCUUACUGAAAACCCCGAGACCCGACAUAUGUGUAGGUAUUGCGGAUGACUCACUCGCGCAGGCAUUACGAUCUCGUCAGGUUGCAAAUGCAAAGUAUCUAUUGAAUGACCUCCAGGAGUUCCGUGGUCUUGUUAGCGACCCUGGAGUAACCCCGCUCUAUUUACGCUUCCCGUUCUGCCUUGUCGAAGCGAAAUCCGGUGCAACAGGCGGCAAUCUCUAUCAGGCACAAAAUCAGGCUGCGGUUGGUUGUGCAUCCGCCAUAGGAAUGCUAAAGCAACUUUAUAAGGCGUGCGAAGUGCCGCUGGAAACCGCUUCUGGCCAGCUGCUUACCUUCUCUGCCUCCACGGAAGGACCUGUCUGCGAGCUCUGGGCUCAUUUUUGGGACGAGGCUGACGCCAGCUACUGUAUGGCCAACAUUGGCAUUUGGCGAACGACGCAUAAAGAAAGUGCGUUUGAUUUUAUAGCUAAAUUGUCCAGUAUACUGAAUUGGGGAUCGUCGACUUUUCAGAACAGCAUAGUGGAAAAGCUGGUCUGCCUUGGUGGUCAUGAUACCCAAUUUGCACGAGCGGGUUCAUAG